AUGCCACUGUCAUAUGAACGAUAUAUGAACUUGGUCUUUCACCGGGACUCAGUUUUGGAGCCCGUACCGCAAGAAAUCUCGCGAAAAAUUGUAUCUGGAGCUGUAUCACCAGUAGUCACCGUCACAUCAAAUGACCUACUAGACCAACAUAUACAGGAAUUUUAUGGUCUUGAUAGUUUGUACAUGCUGCUCCGGCAUUUUGGGGACUGUAUUUCCGAUAGGGCACAGGCUGACAACGACGACCCAGAAGUUACCCCAGAUGACACACCAAAACCUUCAGGCGCGCUUCUAACACCAAACGUAAAGUCCAGAGCUCGCAGUAGGUCCAAUAGCCUGUUCCAACGGUCUUCUUCGCAGUUUCUGCGGUUCACGAGACCUUUAACGGACCUAAUUGGCACUCGAGAAUCUCACGAUUUGUUGUUCGAUUAUCAUUCUCUUGAAGUCUUUCUGCAACACUACUUGAAUUUGAUCGAGGAAAGAACUACUGCAAAUACACCGCAUAUUCUACUACAGCACUCCCUGUAUCACAAGUUUUUCACAACGGCAAUAUCAUCAACCACACAUUUAUCCCCCUACGAAUCGUUCAAUCACCCUGUAGCGUCGUUACUCGCCCUGGAUAUAACCAAAGGUCAAGACUACGAAACGGCUAGGGAAUUGUUGGUCUCAUUCAAAAAUAUGCAUAAUAGUACCCCACACUUCCCGGCUUUCAUUAACGUUAACGAUGUACUGCCCGUGUUUUUACUCUGUUACGAAGAAGAUUCCCGCGAGCAAUUCGAGAAAUGUCAAUCCUUAGCCAAAAUGCUUCAAAAGCAGUUAUUUGUUGAGAGUCUUUUACUUCCACUAUGGAAUAAAGAUAAUGCUGCCGUCAAGCGUGUGUUACGCCUGCCGGUUAUGUCGUCGCUCGAGGAGACAAUGCUCUCCACGAUGAAUGAAAAACAAUUUGAGCUUCCUCUACCUUUGAUCGAGACCAUAUACGACAAAUUGAUAGUUUUUGCCGAAGAAUUGAUGAUACCUUUCAUGAAGCGCAAGAUUUCAUUUUGGGAAGAAACUAUCCUACAACCUCGCAAAUCUAUCUUCCCCAAUUCCAAGUUUUUCCGGAAGCUCAUAACGAGAAAUCCAGCUCCUACGGCAAACAAUGAUUCUGCCACUCAUAACUCUCAAGGUCUUGCUUAUUUUGCUGCGACUUCUAAUGAAUUCUUGCUACGCAAGCUAGCAGAUUGGUCGUUUAUGCUCUCCGAUUACAAGACUGCUUACUCCACUUAUGAAUUACUUUCUAAAGAUUUUGAAACAACUCCGGAGUAUCUGGCAUCGUGUCUUGAAUGGUGUGCACUCUCCGUGCUGAUGGGUGCCCAGAGUAUAGUUACCGUGAAGAUGAUUAAGAACGAUAUCGACCCACUGAUAACUCGAGCACUGAAAUCGUACGAGCUGUCAGCGACAAGGGCUAAAGAAAGAAAUGCUCUUAUCAAGAGUACCAAUAAAAAGGCCAGUGUACCAGGUACAGUUCAAGAAUCUGAAGCCAAAGCUAUCGCUGACGAUCAAGCAACAUCUACACCAUAUCAAUCUGCACAAAGUUACGAAACAAGAUGUAUGCUUUUGGCAGCAGAGCUUUUUUUGAGCUUGAGUGAUACAUGGACAGCAACGCCAUACGCCAUCAAAUAUUUGGAGACGAUUUUGGACGACUGCACCGUGGGCACUUUAUCAGAAGUUGUAAUUUGGGAAAGGCUUGCCCAAUGUUAUGCUUCGAGAAUUGAUCCAAGAAUCAAAAGUAGAAAGACCUUGACAGACAUCCGUGGAACUGAUGACUUGGAAAAAGUUAAUGAAGGUGAAGAGUUAUCUGAUGCCGACUCUGAUGAUGAAGGCCAACCAUACAAACACAAAAUUGAACAGGAUUGUGUGAGCGCAAUAGGGCUCACAAGAAAACGAAAAUCUGCAUUAUUUCGCCUGAUAGCUGCAAAGAAAUGGGUCGAGGCAAAGCAAUGGAGACAGGCUUCUUGGACCUUCAGAGACGUCGAGUUGAUGUAUGCGGAUUCAAAAAUCGCCCACAGAAAAACUUCAACCUCGAUACUCGACCGUCUACGAACUGAGAUUCAACGUCAUGAGUCGUAA
This is a messenger RNA of Lachancea sp. 'fantastica', 2106 nucleotides long. NCBI's taxonomy places the organism in Eukaryota, Fungi, Ascomycota, Saccharomycetes, Saccharomycetales, Saccharomycetaceae. The record is from the annotation of a GenBank genome assembly.